AUGCAGAUCAACGAUUCGCGCUUCCAGAACCACAUGGCCCUGACUGUGCUAGAGGGCUUGUUUGGGAUGGAGGGCCAGCAGAUGCCAGCGGUAAACGGCCAGCAGAACAUCGUUGACAUGAUCAUGUCCAAGCUAGCCAACGUCAAAAUGGGUACCGCCUCCCCCGAUGCUGUAUCCGGCACCGACACAUCCAUCCUGGGGUGGCCAACCUGCAAGGAUACUCUGGCUUGCAACUUCAACAUCCUGCAGAAUGUUUCCAUGUCCGACAGGCUCAUCUAUCUCGUCACCAUCCAGGUCAAGCUUCUCGGCGGACCAAACAAGAGCCAGACCCAGUUCAAGGCUGUUGAAGGACUGAUGCAGUACUUUAUCGACAAGAACCUUCCCAAUCCCAAUAUUGCUCCUUCAUACGGCUUGGCUGGUGUUCUUGAGGGAAUCCAGCGUGGUACGGCCAUUGCCCUGGGAAAGUCAAACGAUACGUUUGGUAACCCUAGCUCUCUCAUGUGGGCCAGCUUUCUCAGGAAAGCCUUCCAAGUGGGCCUCAACUAUGGUGUCCAGACUGGUGACCGGCUUACUGGUACAACGGUUGGGGUCAAUGGUUACGUCGAGAUACCAGAGCGCGCGGCUGUCUUCAACAUUCUCACCGCUUGGACCAUUCUCGCCCAGAAUGAGGGCGUCGUUGGCCGUAUAUUCAGCCUUAUCUUUGAAACUGACCAGGCCAAUGCCUCUCAAAGUGCCCCCGCCAUCUUCUUGCCCCUGCUUCCCUACGGCUUCACAGCCGAAAAGCUUAUCAACUGGAUCUUUAAUGUUUCUGAUCCCAAGCCAUUGUAUUGCCUGGUGGAUGCCGCCUUCAACGACCGUGCCAUUGCAGCCCUAAGAAUCGAUCCCACUACGUUUUUGAACGACCUCAACAACUUGAUCACGAUCAUACCCGCUUUUCUACGGUGCUAUACGGUUGGAGCGAAUAUCUAA
Messenger RNA from Neurospora tetraspora, 969 nucleotides. RefSeq lists its product as uncharacterized. The record is from RefSeq and is a predicted model, not a curated record. The transcript has 3 exons. Lineage: Eukaryota; Fungi; Ascomycota; Sordariomycetes; Sordariales; Sordariaceae. The coding region runs from base 1 to 969 and encodes 322 amino acids.